This is a messenger RNA of Lactuca virosa, 351 nucleotides long. Lineage: Eukaryota; Viridiplantae; Streptophyta; Magnoliopsida; Asterales; Asteraceae. The record is from the annotation of a GenBank genome assembly.
AUGCAGGUCGACCAUUCCAAUGCUGGUAGUCCAUUUGAAACCGAAGACCAUUAUGACCUCCCGAUCCAACAAUUGCCACCACCCCUUUAUGGUCAACCUUCGGGAGCACAUUUUGAGCCACAACAUGAGUACCACUCUCAACCGCAGCACAAUGAGCCCGAUCCCGAACAUGAGUUUCCUCUUGAUAUCUACAGUCAGCUUGCUUCCUUGCGCCUCCAGGGCAAUCGGAAUACAGCCGCCAUUCGUCGCAUCGAGGAGCAGCAAGCCCGCGCCAACAACUAUAUGGAGGAUCUUUGGUAUCAUUUUCGGCCCGACGACGGUUACCCCCCUCGUGGGCCUCCUCCAUCUUGA